Abrus precatorius (Indian licorice) is the source of this 1003-nucleotide messenger RNA. RefSeq names its product PRA1 family protein B3-like. Lineage: Eukaryota; Viridiplantae; Streptophyta; Magnoliopsida; Fabales; Fabaceae. The transcript is spliced from 2 exons. Gene Ontology annotation, cellular component: endoplasmic reticulum; Golgi apparatus. The record is from RefSeq and is a predicted model, not a curated record. Gene Ontology annotation, biological process: vesicle-mediated transport. Bases 143 to 793 code for a protein of 216 amino acids.
AGAACAAUUACUUCUACAUACUGACACAGCGCAUACCUCUUUGUUCCCAACCCCAAAGGCCCAACCACGAAUCUCCAUUGCCUCUCCCUCUCUAUUGGGUUUUCCAUAGGUACGCUCGGCAAUUGGAGAUUCACGCGCCACCAUGGCUUCCGCACCGACACUCCCCAUUUCCACUUCCCAAUCCACCACCGCCGCCGGCGCCACAUCGCAAUCACAACCGCCGAUUGCUACACCGGCCUUCCGCGCCUUCAUCUCGCGCCUCUCCUCCUCCCUCCGCCACGGCUUCUCCCAGCGCCGCCCGUGGUCGGAACUAAUCGACCGGAGCUCCAUGUCUCGACCUGAAACCCUGGCCGAAGCUUACUCUCGGAUCCGCAAGAACAUCUCCUACUUCCGCGUGAACUACCUAACCCUAAUCGCUUUCGCACUUGCCGUAUCGCUCAUCACGCAUCCUUUCUCGCUCCUUGUUCUCUUUGGCCUCCUCGCUUCCUGGUCCUUCCUCUACCUUUUCCGUCCUUCCGAUCAGCCUCUUGUUCUCUUUGGCCGCACCUUCGCCGAUCGCGAAACCCUAGGGAUCCUUGUCGUGCUCACCGUGUUCGUUGUUUUCCUCACCAGCGUUGGAUCCUUGUUGAUCUCUGCAUUGAUGAUUGGUUUGGCGAUUGUGUGCGCGCACGGUGCAUUUCGAGUGCCGGAGGAUCUGUUUCUCGACGAUCAAGAGCCAAACAGUACUGGAUUCCUCUCGUUCCUCGGCGGUGCCGCCGCUUCUGCUGCCGCGCCGGCCGUCGCGCGGGUGUAAACGGAUGGAUCUGGAUGGCCGAUGUGUCCGGUGGAUUGUUCUGAGUAUGAUUGUGGCCUGAGCCUGACUGCAGCCGCUGCAGCCACCCACCCACGUCAUGUUACAUGAGAAUGGGAGAUCGGGUUGUAGGGCCUUCAGAUUCAAAAUUUGACACCCUGCAGAAUUACAUCAUGCGAUUCAUGCAUUGCAGAGCCUGUAAAUUGACAUGUU